CACAGACAUUUCUCUUCUUCUCUCCUUUGCUUUGGGUUUCUGUUAUAUCUCCUUUCUUCUAAUUUAGCUAUGUUUGUCUUCUUCCUCUAAUCUGCCCCUCGCCUGGGGCAAUCUGCCCCUUCAACACACUGUCAAUUUCAAAGUUCUUUUGUUGGUUCUUACCUUUCCUAUCAAGUUUGUCUCCAGUUAACCUCCUCUUGCCGCUUGUCGUUCUCUGUCUUUAGUGGAAUGGUUGCCCGUGACCCCUGGCCUCCUCGGCUGAGAUUUCGAGGGGAGCUUUGCCCCCUCUCCUAAAGCACACAGCACUGACCCUGCAAGUAUCCAACAGACGCCUGAUCUAAACUCACAGUCCGGUGAUGUUACAUGUCCCAUCCUCAGACAUGGUAGAAAAGGAGGGAGUAGGUAAAGGCUGCCAAUGGACCCCGCUGAGGAUUCUGGGAGUGAUUUUGUGUGUUUUGGUCUCCUUGGCUGGGAUCGGGGUCACAACCUGGGUAUUAGUGAAGUACAUUUGGAAGAAUGAAAACUCAAAUUUAUAUAUAGUCCAGGUGAACUCUCCAGAUCAGCGCAUUUCUGUAUACGAUGAGGGAGAGAGAGUAUGGCGUCUCAUAUGUUCAUCUUCAUCCAACUCCCAAGUCGCGACGUUGAGCUGCGAGGAAAUGGGCUUCAUCAGGUCCAUGUCUCAUACAGAACUCCGAGUGGAGACGGCUGGAACCAACGGCACCUCGGGGUACUACUGCGUGCAGGAGUCUCAGAUAAGCAGCGCCAAGAGAUUGUUGGACGUCCUCUCCGUGUGUGAUUGUCCAAGAGGACGGUUUCUUUCUACCCAAUGUCAAGAAUGCGGCCGCCGGAAGCUGGCAGUGGAUAGGAUCGUUGGAGGACAGGAUGCUACCCUGGGCCGCUGGCCGUGGCAAGUGAGCCUGCAGUACGAAGGUGCCCACCUCUGCGGGGGCUCUUUAAUCUCCAGUGAAUGGGUCCUGACGGCGGCGCACUGCUUCCCCCAGAGGAAUCGGGCAGUUAGUCAGUGGCGAGUGUUCGCCGGGGCAGUAUCCCGACUAUCUCCAGGGAGAUCCCUGCAGGCUGUGAAGGGGAUCAUUUACCAUGCCGGGUAUUUCCCCUUCCUGUUUCCAGAUAGUGAUGAGAACAGCAAUGAUAUCGCCCUGGUGCACCUACAGACACCGCUUACCCUCACAGAAUACGUGCAGCCCGUCUGUCUACCGGCUCUGGGUCAACAGAUUGUGGACGGGAAGAUUUGUACGGUGACUGGAUGGGGUAACACGGAAUAUUACGGCCAUCAGUCCGACGUCCUACAGGAAGCUUCGGUGCCAAUCAUCAGCAGCUCCGUCUGUAACCAGCCGGAAUAUUAUCUCAAUCAGAUUACUGGGAAAAUGUUCUGCGCGGGAUACGCGGAGGGCGGGAUCGACGCCUGCCAGGGGGACAGCGGCGGCCCCUUUGUGUGUGAGGACACCCUUUCGCGCACUCCACGCUGGCGUCUAUGUGGCAUUGUGAGCUGGGGAAUAGGAUGUGCCCUUCCCAACAAGCCUGGAGUAUACGCCAAAGUCGAUCAAUAUCAGCACUGGAUUUACAGGGUCAUGAAGACGAAAUCUGAGUUCACUGGCAUCACAGAGAUGAUAUGAAAAAGAAAUACUGCCUUCCAUCAAGAAAUGGAUACAGACUUAAAUCGCGUAGCCGGGGGUUAACAGAGCGUCCGAACACCUGGAACGAAAAAGCAUUCGGGACUGUGAUGUACAUUUAAAUCUUGUAAUUAGUGUUAUACAUAGUAUACAAUGUCACUGCAAUGAGCUGCUACUACGUUACCGCCAGGACAAUGAAUCUCAGGAGCCGAAGUUCUAUAAACCAAUUUAGUACCUAUAAUCCACGGGGGGGGGGGGGUGUUGGGAAUCACUUUGCCUUAGAACCUCUUUACCCAUUUCUAUGCUUAAAAUUGAAUCUAAUUGUUGUUCGUGGGCUGGUGAAUGGAGGGACGUUGUACUCGCGUAAAAUGUAUUUCGGUUCCGGUUAUAUACGGUUGCCAGAUAGAAUAACCAAAACUCAUUUCAUGAAGGGAAUUACAGUGAAUGUAUCAAACAUGUUGAGAAAGCGUUUUGGGCUUGGAAUAAUACCAAGCUGGGAUGGCUGCCAACCAUGUUGCCAACCACAAGAGGGAGCCAUCAGCCGGCUGCUGAUUUCCUGGGUGCGACCUGCUUAUAUAGGAUUAUGAGACGAUGGAGGAAGCUACGUAAAAAGGACACAUUAGAGGGAACGUGACAGUGAGCAACGGGCUGUAGCAAUUGGUCCAUUACUCUUUAACCCCUUAAGGACAAUGGGCGGUCCCUAAACCCAUUUUGUCAUUAAGGGGUUAAAAAAUCUCUUAAUUUUGCAAUAAACAAAAAUGGUAGAGCCGCCCUCUGUAAGGUCCUCCUUUUUUCUCAGUUCAUCCAAUAGCAGGUCGAUACAAUAAAUAAAAUCGAAUCGAUAACACAAUUUAUAGAAUUGUAUCUCUGUUUAACUUCUAACACCCGUACUCCAAUAAUAUAAUAUAGAAGGAAUACUUGAAAGAUGGAACCUAUUGUUAUUUCCCCUCUAGAGUUCUCAAAGCCGUUCUAAGUUCUAAGUUAUGCGCUCCCCAAGAACCUAAAGCAAGUGCUGUCUGAUUGUAUUAAAGGAUCAUGUUCAAAAUUCUGGUCCAGAUUUAAGUAGUAGAUUCCCCAAUACCGUCCACUUUUAGGCGAUGGAGAGAAGAAGAUGGUCCAGACAGGACAAGUGGUUGAGGUUUGAGUGAAGUAUCACCAUGAGUGAAUGAUGCUUCCCUCUUGUCAGAUCCUCAAAAAAGUUUAAUCACAUAUUGUCUAGGUGAUACCUUAAUUGGCUGAAUAGAAAAGGCUAAGAAUGUUGGCAUCUUCAAUAUUGGGACUCCAGACCUUCUUAAGUCCAGAAGACACAUCACAGAAGUCCACGUCCAUAGAAGGUCCAUGUCUACUUUUAUUGGUUCCCCAUGUGUCCCUUCUCUCAACCUUCCAUUUGUAUGUUUAGGACUUUGUAUUAUUUCAAUUAACCAAUUUCUCAAAGAAUAAUAAAUAUUUUUUAGAAUAUUUCUUUAUCCAAUAUUGGGAAAAAAAAUUGUAGCGUUCUAAUGUGGCGAAGUCACCAUAGAAACGAAUGGGCGCCAUAUGCACCACCAUGUUGCAGACUAGCCUUUUCCAAACAUAAACAAUUGUUCUUGAAAAAAAAUAUGAAAUCUCAAGUUAUGGCAAAAUUUACAUGUAACAUCAAUAUGUAAAAAAUUUGCCCGGGAUGGAGUCGAAGGCCGACAUUGGAUGCCAAGCAGGUUUGCUUUGUUGUCUGCACACAUGGUCAUGUAGUAUCAAGGCAUGUUUGCUUAUGUCAAUAAAGUAUUAUUACUUUGAAUAAUGAAAAAAA
Molecule: messenger RNA, 3417 nt
Organism: Spea bombifrons (plains spadefoot toad)
Lineage: Eukaryota; Metazoa; Chordata; Amphibia; Anura; Pelobatidae
Gene: HPN
Product: hepsin
Exons: 13
Coding region: 357-1634 (425 amino acids)
Biological process (GO): proteolysis
Cellular component (GO): membrane
Molecular function (GO): serine-type exopeptidase activity; serine-type endopeptidase activity
Source: RefSeq, a predicted model, not a curated record